Molecule: messenger RNA, 1053 nt
Organism: Thyridium curvatum
Lineage: Eukaryota; Fungi; Ascomycota; Sordariomycetes; Thyridiales; Thyridiaceae
Exons: 5
Coding region: 1-1053 (350 amino acids)
Biological process (GO): transmembrane transport
Source: RefSeq, a predicted model, not a curated record
AUGUCGACAACUCAGCAGACGUCGGGUCCGGCCCCGGCUCCGGCCCCCAGACCGGCACCCGCACGGGAAAACAUCAUCAAGUCCCAGUACCCCAACCCCGAGACCCUCGCCUUCCAGUUCCGGUCCGGCAUCUCGCAGCCCGUCGUUGCGGCCUUUUGCGCCGGCGGCGUGGCGGGCGCCGUGUCCCGGACGGUCGUGUCGCCGCUCGAGCGCCUCAAGAUCCUGUUCCAGGUCCAGAGCGUCGGGCGCGACGAGUACAAGCUGUCGGUGGGCAAGGCGCUCAAGAAGAUGUGGCAGGAGGAGGGCUGGCGCGGGUUCAUGCGCGGCAAUGGCACCAACUGCAUCCGCAUCGUGCCGUACUCGGCCGUGCAGUUUGGGAGUUAUAAUUUCUACAAGCGGAACAUCUUUGAAUCACAUCCCGGCGCUGACAUGUCGCCGCUCACCCGCCUGGUCUGUGGUGGCCUGGCUGGCAUCACCUCCGUCACCUUCACAUACCCCCUCGACAUCGUGCGGACCAGGUUAUCGAUCCAGACUGCCUCGUUUGCCGACCUGGGCGCAAAGCCGAAAGAGAUGCCGGGCAUGUGGGGGACGCUGACCACGAUGUACAAGACGGAGGGUGGAUUCUUGGCUUUAUACCGGGGAAUCAUCCCUACUGUUGCUGGCGUUGCACCAUACGUCGGCUUGAACUUCAUGGUGUACGAGUGGGUGAGGAAAUACCUGACGCCGGACGGCGAGAAGAACCCCAGCGCCAUGAGGAAACUGCUCGCGGGUGCGGUCUCAGGUGCUGUGGCGCAAACGUGCACAUACCCAUUUGACGUCCUCCGCCGCCGAUUCCAGAUCAACACCAUGUCCGGCAUGGGCUACCAGUACAAGUCAAUCACCGACGCCGUGCGCGUUAUCAUCGCGCAGGAGGGCAUCAAGGGAAUGUACAAGGGCAUCGUGCCCAACCUACUCAAGGUGGCGCCGAGCAUGGCGUCGAGCUGGCUGAGCUUUGAGAUCACGAGAGACUUCCUCGUCAGCCUCAACCCGGGCGAUGAGGAGGUCAUCUUAUAA